Messenger RNA from Scheffersomyces coipomensis, 1868 nucleotides. RefSeq names its product rRNA-processing protein (gene PWP1). The transcript has a single exon. Gene Ontology annotation, cellular component: nucleus. Gene Ontology annotation, molecular function: protein binding. The coding region runs from base 107 to 1819 and encodes 570 amino acids. Gene Ontology annotation, biological process: rRNA processing. NCBI's taxonomy places the organism in Eukaryota, Fungi, Ascomycota, Pichiomycetes, Serinales, Debaryomycetaceae. The record is from RefSeq and is a predicted model, not a curated record.
UUUUUUUUUUUUUUUUUGGCUCAUCUCUAACAAAACAAAAAUCAAAAAUUAUUUUGAACCAAAUGGUAGUUGAUAUAUAGCAUUUUAAAGUUCUAAGGAAUAGACAAUGAUUUCAUCAAGUGCUUGGGUACCAAGAGGGUUUGCCUCUGAAUUUCCAGAGAAAUAUGAAUUGGACGAUGAAGAAAUGGAAAGAAUCACUGCCAUGGCGAAGUUAGAAUUAAAUGAUGCAAAGGAAGAUUUGGAAGAAGCUCAAGCUGAAGCUGAAGCCAAUGGAACUGAAACUAAUAGUAACUUAAAAGAACAAAUCGAAAUCGAUGAUGAUCUUAAAGAAUACGAUUUGGAAAAUUAUGAUAAUGAAGAAGCUGAUAGUGAUGGAGAAGAUGUCACUAUUUUCCCUGGUUUACCAAAUGAAGCUAAAAUUCAUACUGAUGAAGAUGGAAAUGAUCCAUAUUUAACCUUACCUAAUGAAACCGAUGAACAAGAAGAAAAGAAAGAAUCUCAAAUAUAUCCUUCUGAUAAUUUAGUAUUGGCCACCAGAACUGAAGAUGAUAUUUCAUAUUUAGAUGUUUACGUCUAUGAUGAUGGUGCUGGUGCUCCAAAGGGAAGUAAUGAAGAAGAAGAAGAUAAACUUGAUGCCGAUGUGGCUAAGGGUUUAGUAAGAGAAGCUAAUUUGUAUGUCCAUCAUGAUAUAAUGUUACCAGCUUUCCCAUUAUGUGUUGAAUGGAUAAAUUAUAAACCAGGUCAAGAAAAUGUUAGUGAAGAAAGUAAUAAUAAUAUUGGUAAUUUUGCUGCCAUUGGUACUUUUGAUCCUCAAAUUGAAAUUUGGAACUUAGAUUAUAUAGAUAAAGCAUUUCCUGAUUUAAUUUUAGGUGAACCAGCCACUACUGAAAAUGGUAUAACUAAAAAAUCCAAAAAGAAAUCUAAAAAGUCAAAACAUGUCACUACUCAUCAUACUGAUGCUAUUUUAUCAUUAGCUCAUAAUAAAACUCAUAGAUCUGUAUUAGCCUCAUCUUCAGCUGAUCAUACUGUUAAAUUAUGGGAUUUAAACAAUGGUACUGCCGUAAGAUCAUUAAACACCAUUCAUGCCAAUAAAACUGUUUCAUCAACUCAAUGGCAUUCACAAGAAGCUUCCAUUUUAUUAACCGGUGGUUAUGAUGGUACUGCUGCUGUAUCAGAUGUCAGAAUCUCUGAUGCUUCUCAAAUGUCAAAGAAUUAUAAAGUUGGAUCUGGUGAAGAAAUUGAAAAUGUCAGUUGGGGUCAUCAUUCAACUCCAGAAAUAUUUUAUGCUGGUACUGAUAAUGGUAAUGUCUAUUGUUUUGAUGUCAGAGUACUUGAAAAACCACUCUGGACUUUACAUGCUCAUGAUGCUGGUAUAUCAUCAUUAAAUGCUAAUAGUCAUAUUCCAGGUAUGAUAACUACUAGUGCCAUGGGUGAAAAAGUUGUUAAACUUUGGAAAUCAACUACUGAAAAGAAAGGUGGUCCAUCAAUGGUCUUAUCUCGUGAUUUUGGAGUUGGUAAUGUUUUAACUGCAUCAUUUGCUGGUGAUGUUGAAGUUGCUGGUCAUUUAACUGUUGGUGGGGUUAGUGGAGCCUUAAAAAUGUGGGAUACUUUCUCAAAUCCAUCGGUUAGAAAUUCAUUCCGUGAUGAAUUAAAACAAUUACAAAUUCAUGCUAGAAAUGAAGCUAAACAAAAUGGUCGUGCAUCAAGAAUUGCUAGAAAGUAUACUUCUAAUGAUAAUCGUGAAGAAGUUAUGACUGUUGAAGCAGGUGGUUUAGAUGAUGAAGAAGAUUCCGAUGAUGAAGAUGGAAUGGAACAAUAAUCCUAAAUUUUAUUUCAUUCUACAGUGUAUAUUAGUUAUUUAAUUAAUC